AUGGGUUCAUUCGAACACGAGACACAACGAACGAAUCCGGCAGUAAAGAGUAGCCAUACCGCCACAGACAUAGCAGAGACAGAAGAAGAAAAACAUCUUAAAUCUCAAUAUAAGGAUGAAUUGACCAAAUUACAGGAGCUAUUUGCUGAUUGGACGGAGGCAGAUUUACUCUUUGCUCUACAAGAAGCUCAGGGCGACCUUGAGCUUACGAUUACUCGAGUUAGUGAGGGUCAUGCUAGUCAAUGGGGUGAAGUUCGAUCUCGCAAGUCUAAAAAGGAACAGAGCAAUAAAGCUAAGACAGGCGGACAACAAUCUGGCAGCGCUCAACGCGGACACCAAAGAGGCGGUUAUAGUGAUCGUGGUCGGACCCGCGGUGAAGGUGGAUCUCGUAGUGGAAGAAAUACUGAUCGUUCUCGAGGGCCAAAGAGAGAUAACAACGAUCGCAUUACCUUAAGUAAUUCAUCUCAAGUUUAUCGGCUUUUUUUAGGUUAUACUCGACCUCCACGUCAACAAAAUGGACCAAGCACCUCCAAUCACGAUGACACGAACAACGGUGCUCACGCAAAAUUAGUUACUGAUAACUGGGGUAAUAACGACAGUUCUGGUGGUGAUUGGAAUGACGCCAACGAAAGCUGGUCUUCUGAUUCCAAAGGUCUUAAUGCCCGGGGCAAUGACAAUAUCGCUGCUAAUGACUGGAGUGCUGAAAAUCAAUUUCCAAAUUCAUGGGGUGAUAAUUCGGCGGAAAAUGCUAAAAGCGGCUGGGAUAAUGGCUCGGUUACUGAUAAAGGUCAGAGUAAUUGGACCAACGAGGUUUCUACAGAAAAUAAUCAUAGUGGACGAAAUGGAGAUAAUAUUAAUAAUUCGGGAGG
Molecule: messenger RNA, 869 nt
Organism: Racocetra fulgida
Lineage: Eukaryota; Fungi; Glomeromycota; Glomeromycetes; Diversisporales; Gigasporaceae
Source: the annotation of a GenBank genome assembly